AUGUAUCAUUCACAUGACACUUCACUAGAAGGAUCUCGUUCAGGUCUGGGGCUUGCAGCCAAUGCGGUGCAUUCGGAGAUUAAAGACCGGAUCACGGUGACGAUAAUGGAGUCGAUACGCCCGAUCAAAAAAAGCUCAGUGUAUUCAACGGUGUUUUGCGUACUCGAGGUCCGGCAGCAGCUAAGGACGGCACUAGAGCGCGAUUUCGAGUCGCAUGUUUCACUAGAAUGCAAAGCCGAGGAUGAUUUUGUGCUGGGAGAUCAGGAGAAAAACAGAAGACUGCUUUCCGCGACGGGAUUAUCGAUCAUCAAGAAGACGGGUAUUUUCAUAAGUUUGUGGAAGCUCUUGCGCAGUGACGUGAUGGUUUUGAAGAAUACAGUUGAUAAAUUCGCGAAGCUCGAAGACCGAGUGUUUCAAGAUCUUGUCUCCACCGAAAAGGAUAAAGAGAAUCGUGCAGGCAGACGACGCGGGAAGAAAACUAACCGAGAGAAUCAUGUUCACGAAGAACUUGACUACGAGUGUCUUCCAACAUUGCGUUUCAUACAAACGCACUUUGACUUUCAUUGUUCGCUGUCUUUCUGCUCAGAAUUAGGCGUUCUGACACGUGCACGCCGGGAUUCGGGGCUUGGAAGAUGCUACAGAAAAGGAAAUGGCACGUCGAAAGACGCCCAUUCGCUGUCGGUGCGGAUGUCAGGACCUUCGAAGGCUAGCGGCGUCAAAUAUUCUGCAGCAGCACGAUUGGCCGAGGACGCCACAGCACGCGUUUGGACGUGUUUUGAACUUAGCCCUGACAACCUGCGUCCGAGCCAGUCGUUGCCUUGCAUUCUGCCACCAUGUACGCUCCAGCUCAGUGCACGCCUACUCGGGCUCUCGUGCACAGAGCAUUACUUUAUGACGAAACUGGCGCUUUAUUGCCGUCUGUCUGAUGCAUGUGCCAAAUUCAGCGAGACGAUAUCCUUCCGCGCCUCCAUCAGCUUACCCCGCCAUCGCGCCUGCCGUCCUCGCUUGUCUGCCUGGACUGAACAUGCAUCGUGUGCCACGCCAUCCGCUUCAUCCCGAAAUUUAUCUCCUCACUCAAUCAUGGACGCCGGCUCUGCGUAUAAGAAGUCCUCUUCGAUGGGAUUCUCGGAUUCACCAAGAACUGCUCAGUAUUAUCCCUCAAACCAGCCCCAGCCCCAGCAUCUGCCUCACUACUCUUCAUCAUCUCAAGCACAGGGUUAUCAUCCUUCCCAGAGCGCAAUGUCUCAAUCUACGUACGCCUACUAUCAGGAGCAGCAAGGCUACGGCCAUGCCACUCCAGUCCAGUCAAACACUGCGACUCCAAUGCCAUCAUCUUACGCAUACCAAGGAUACUCCGCUCAUCCCGGGCAUGCGACUAUUCCGCAAACAACGGGCGGACUUCAUCCAUCACAAGCUGCUUUCCCUCCCACCCAACAACCGGCAUAUUCUGGCUACAGUAGCACGAGCUACGCCCAGGCAUCGCCGCAACUGUAUUCACAAUACCCCGAGCAUGGGCAAAAUGUUGCAGCAGCAUAUGCUCACCAACGUCGUAGUUCCUCGUCCACAGGCUGCUCUACGCCGUCGCCGCAGCCGUCGUCGUCCUCAGACCGCUUCCCAUGUCCCAAUUGUGAUAAAUCCUUCACACGUAACUUCGACCGCAAACGACACAUGGAGAUCCAUCUCCCAGGGAGCUCAGGGAGCAACCGCUGCCGUUACUGCCAGAAGGACUAUAGUCGGCCCGAUUCAUUGAAGCGGCACCUCGACAAUGGCUGCGAGAAGAAGCCACGCUCGUGAGGGCGCGCCGGACAUGUUCUCCAAAUUUUCACUUUUCUCUCUCGGCAUCUUUCUUGCACGCUCUCGGGCGGUUUGCAAGUCACUUUCUCUGCUAUCGUCCAUCCUCGCGCUCGUCGUAUAUUUAUUUGGGCCUCGUUCUCUCGCUUCGACGCCCUUCUAUGCGUUCACAUAUUGGUUCCCUUCUCCAC
Molecule: messenger RNA, 1982 nt
Organism: Fomitiporia mediterranea MF3/22
Lineage: Eukaryota; Fungi; Basidiomycota; Agaricomycetes; Hymenochaetales; Hymenochaetaceae
Exons: 8
Coding region: 1-1794 (597 amino acids)
Source: RefSeq, a predicted model, not a curated record